Messenger RNA from Girardinichthys multiradiatus, 10120 nucleotides. RefSeq names its product glutamate receptor ionotropic, NMDA 2B-like. NCBI's taxonomy places the organism in Eukaryota, Metazoa, Chordata, Actinopteri, Cyprinodontiformes, Goodeidae. The transcript has 18 exons. The coding region runs from base 2309 to 7414 and encodes 1701 amino acids. The record is from RefSeq and is a predicted model, not a curated record. Gene Ontology annotation, molecular function: transmitter-gated monoatomic ion channel activity involved in regulation of postsynaptic membrane potential; NMDA glutamate receptor activity. Gene Ontology annotation, cellular component: postsynaptic density membrane; plasma membrane; NMDA selective glutamate receptor complex. Gene Ontology annotation, biological process: long-term synaptic potentiation; excitatory postsynaptic potential; monoatomic ion transport.
UUUUUUUUCCUUUUUUUUUGUCUCACACUGAGCAAUAUAGGUAACACCGUCCGUUGCCACUGCAACAUGUCUAGCCUGUGUGUGGGGAGUGUGGUGUCUGAGCAGAGUUAGGAGGAAAAGCGGAGAGGACAUCUGUGCCUGGUUUCUGUCAUCUGGAUGGGAAGUGCUUUUUGACAGGAGAGAGAGAAGAAAGCAGAAAGCAGCCGAGGAAGGGGAACAACUGGCAUCAGCCAAUACCCCCUUCCACUCACAGACUGGAGACAACGGAGGCCACUGGAGUAUUUGCUUUUAUCUUUCGUUUUUUGUUCUUUUUUUUCCUCAUUGCGCUGCUGGGAGGUGCUUUGCCUUUUCAUUUGCUCGCUCUUUCGGUCCUCUGCCUCCUCAUCUAUUUUGCCAUUUACCUGGUCAACAAUUUCUUCUAUUUAUGAGCCAGACAAGGAGGGAGAGAGAGAGAGAAGCAGAAAGAGAGAGAAAAGGAGAAAGAGACAGAGGAGGGGGAUUUUUUUCCCCCUCUUUAUCCUCUUUUAUCCCCUCCAUCCAUUCUUUCGUCCCUUUCCAUUGCUUUCCUUCCCCGUGCAGCCCACGCUCCAUCCUCUCUCCCUCACCCCCACCCCCUCCACCCGUAACUUUGGCUGCUUUUUUUGACUCCACCUGUCGUUUCAUUUAUUUCUUUUAUGGAGCUCUAAUAGAGUCAUUUUAAUUGGCUUUCUUUGUCUUUUCUAUUUAUGCCUUUUCCACUUUUAUACCUAUUUCCCCCCUUCUUUUUUUCCCCUAAUGCAUCUUAUCUGGCUGAUCCUUAACUCUGACCAUAGUGACUCAUCGAGCGAACACCUUCUCCAGCCAUCAUCACGGACCUGAAAUGUUUGACUGCCUUGUCAUAGUUAAAAGUGUGUUGUGUCCAUUAAAGUGGCUUCAUCACGUCUACAUGUUUGUUCCUUUGGUUUUCCCGUCUCACACAUGCAGACACACACCACAAAACUUCCUCAUCUGCUGAAAAGCUCCAGUUUUACAGCGUUACGUUUGAUCAGGUGAAGGUCAGACUGAGCAGGAAGGGCCCGUUUCACUCGGUUGCUUCAAAGCCCGUUCUGCUGGCGUGUCAUCUGUGUUUGUACAGUCCUCUGCCUCCGUUUUCGAUGCCCUCUUUUCCUCUCUCCUCCCCUCUGCCUCCUCCCUCUCUCUCCCUCUUUCUGUCUCGUAUCGUUUCCAAACUGACUCCCAGUCCUGCAGACAGACAUACACAAGCACCUAAAGAUUAUGGACUAGGAUAAAAAGAUGGCUUUUUAAAAAACAAUCCUGAAGGAGUUUUUAUCCCUCAUUUCUUUCCCUUUUUUUUGGCUUCACACUCACCUACUUUAAUCAUAUCUCACCGUUUGUGUUUUCUCUCCUCCUUUGCUUCCAUCCAGUGAACUUUUACAGACUGAUCCCACUCAUUGAUUUAUCGUUCCUUUUAACAUUUUUCUUCGCAGUGCAAGAAGAAUUGCCGUACAUCAUGAAGGAAUAUUUUGCAAUUUGAUUUUGUGAUUUUGCAAUUCUUUAAACUUUACAAUUUUAAUCACAAAAAAAAGAGAGCUGAAUAUUUUUUAAAUGCAAGGUAACUGAACAGUCUGGAGUAUAGUGUGUAAGACAUAGCAAAAGCACAGAAAUAUACACACCAAUAGCAAAAAAGUGGAGAAAAUCACAUAAGUCAUCUUCAUCUUCAAUUUUUUUUGAUUUUUAAAUAUUUUCAUUCUGUUUCCGAAGGAGAUUUAAAACCGAAUGAAGACGACGGAAACGUGGGACUCUGGAUUUAGAUGUUUUCCUGUGGAAUUACCCUUUAAGAUCCUGGAUUAGAUUUUGAAUGAUGCAAAAAAUAUUAAACAGUAAAACAAAGAAAAUUUUUUAAGAUUCUGGACUUUUAUUUAUUUUAUUUUAUUUUUCGCAUUUUUUUAAAGGACCGAAGCUGAUCCGCCUUUCGGCUUUUAAAUCUUAACUGGAUUUCACAACUGCGGAUUAAAGACUCGAGCAACGUCUUUGUCAGUCGGCCUUGAUUUUAAUUUCUCCAUCCUACAAAAACUCAGCACAUUUAAUAUAUUUCAUUGUUUAGAAUUCAGGAGAGUGGCUGACGUAAGAAAGACAAGAUUCUCCAAGCAUCUUUACUGAGGAGGAGAAGUGACGGUGCUCCAGUGGAGUGCAAUUACAAAAAGAUCGAUGCUUUGCCCUGUUCAUUGUCUGAGGAGUUUUCCUAAAACGGCUGAUCCCUCAGUCUGAGGCUAUGAAAGGGAGUGAGGAGUCCCAGGCUGCACCACCAUGCUACUUCUGAGAAGCUGGGAUGAGACUUUGGCUGGCAAAACACGAGGUAUUUCUCUUCCACUACUACAUUAUGCCUGUCCGUGGACACUGCAGCUCCUCCCCACCUCGCCAACAUGCUGGGCCUCACCUCUCCCCCAAAGUUCGGACUCAUCAUCCAUCCCCACCUCCAUCAGUUCAUCACACCACAGGCACGUCUUUACGCCUGCCUCUUCUUUGUCUGCUGCUCUGUCUUCUCCACUUACCCUCAGCCUGUCACUCACGGAGAGAAAAGGGCGGAGGAGGUGGUGGAGGUGGCAGCCACUACAUACCCAUCCCACAGCCUCCUCCGCACCACAUGGCACUGCCUCACAUCCUACGUGGCCUAAGCAUUGCUGUCGUACUGGUGGGCAACUCCAGCGAGGUGGCACUGGCAGGGGCCAGAGAGAAGGAGGACUUUCUACAUAUGGCUCCUAACGUGGAAGUGCUGACCAUGAAUGAGACUGACCCUAAAAGCAUUAUCAAGAGCAUUUGUGACCUGAUGACGGAACACUGGCUGCAGGGUGUAGUGUUUGGGGAUGACACAGACCAGGAAGCCAUCGCUCAGAUUCUGGACUUCAUUUCAGCCCAAACCCACAUUCCCAUUCUUGGAGUGCGAGGAGGCUCUUCAAUGAUCAUGGCUGCCAAGGACGACAACUCCAUGUUCUUUCAGUUCGGCCCCUCUAUUGAGCAGCAGGCUUCUGUUAUACUGAACAUCAUGGAGGAGUAUGACUGGUACAUCUUCUCCAUCGUCACAACGUACUACCCCGGUUAUCAGGACUUUGUCACCAAGAUCCGAAACACCAUUGAGAACAGCUUUGUUGGCUGGGAGCUAGAAGAAGUUCUUCUGCUUGACAUGUCAGUGGAUGAUGGUGAUUCAAAGAUCCAGAACCAGCUGAAGAAACUCCAGAGCCCCGUGAUUCUUCUCUACUGCACAAAAGAGGAGGCCAACACCAUCUUCGAGGUGGCCCACUCUGUUGGGAUCACUGGUUACGGCUACACUUGGAUUGUCCCUUCGCUGGUUGCUGGAGACACUGAUGUAGUGCCUGCGGAGUUUCCCACAGGUCUUCUCUCUGUAUCCUACGAUGAGUGGGAUUAUGGCCUGGAAGCCCGUGUUCGGGACGGUGUGGCGAUUAUUACCAUGGCAACUUCCACCAUGAUGAUGGACCGUGGACCUCACACCUUGCUGAAGUCAGAAUGCCACGGAGCUCCGGAAAAGAAAACCCCAAUCUCAGGCAACCCCAAUGAAGUCCUCAGGUACCUGAUGAAUGUGACAUUUGAGGGGCGCAACCUGUCAUUCAGCGAGGAUGGGUACCAAAUGCACCCCAAGCUUGUCAUUAUUCUACUCAACAAAGAGAGACAGUGGGACAGGGUGGGUAAAUGGGAGAAUGGCUCCUUGUCCAUGAAGUACCAUGUGUGGCCUCGCUAUGAGCUGUAUGGUGGGGCAGCAACCAGGGAAGAUGACCACCUGUCCAUCGUGACAUUGGAGGAGGCUCCAUUCGUCAUUGUUGAAGACGUGGAUCCGCUGAGUGGGACCUGCAUGAGGAACACUGUCCCCUGCAGAAAACAGAUCAAAACAAUAAAUCAGACCAAGGAGACAGGAAUCUAUAUCAAACGAUGCUGUAAGGGCUUCUGCAUUGACAUCUUGAAGAAGAUCGCCAAGUCAGUCAAGUUUACGUAUGACCUUUACCUGGUCACUAACGGCAAACAUGGAAAAAAAAUCAAUGGAACCUGGAACGGCAUGGUGGGAGAGGUUGUGUUAAAAAAUGCCCACAUGGCUGUUGGAUCUCUAACCAUCAAUGAGGAGAGGUCUGAGGUCAUCGAUUUUUCUGUUCCCUUCAUCGAAACUGGAAUCAGUGUCAUGGUUUCCCGCAGUAAUGGCACAGUUUCACCUUCAGCAUUUUUAGAGCCCUUUAGCGCAGAUGUGUGGGUGAUGAUGUUCGUGAUGCUGCUGCUGGUGUCAGCAGUGGCUGUAUUCGUGUUCGAGUAUUUCAGCCCUGUGGGCUACAACCGCUGUCUGGCUGAUGGCAGAGAGCCUCAUGGCCCAUCUUUCACCAUUGGUAAAGCCAUUUGGCUACUUUGGGGUCUGGUCUUCAACAACUCUGUGCCGGUCCAGAACCCCAAAGGCACCACCAGUAAAAUUAUGGUCUCGGUGUGGGCCUUCUUCGCUGUCAUUUUCCUGGCCUCAUACACUGCCAACCUGGCUGCUUUCAUGAUCCAAGAGGAAUAUGUGGAUCAAGUAACUGGUCUCUCCGACAAGAAGUUCCAGAGUCCCAAUGACUUCUCUCCUCCAUUCCGGUUUGGCACGGUCCCGAAUGGAAGCACAGAGAGAAAUAUCAGGAACAACUACCCAGAAAUGCACUCCUACAUGACCAAGUUUCACCAGAGAAACGUCAAUGAAGCUCUGCAGAGUUUGAAGGCUGGCAAAUUAGAUGCUUUCAUUUAUGAUGCGGCCGUUCUGAACUACAUGGCUGGCAGGGAUGAGGGCUGCAAGCUGGUGACCAUUGGCAGCGGCUACAUCUUCGCCACCACGGGAUACGGCAUUGCCAUCCAGAAGGAGUCUGGAUGGAAGAGACACGUGGACCUGGCCAUCCUGCAGCUUUUUGGAGACGGUGAGAUGGAGGAGCUGGAGUCCCUGUGGCUGACUGGGAUCUGCCACCAUGAGAAGAAUGAGGUGAUGUCCAGCCAGCUGGACGUGGACAACAUGGCCGGGGUCUUCUACAUGCUGGGCGCCGCCAUGGCUCUCUCCCUCAUCACCUUCAUCUGCGAGCACUGGUUCUACUGGCAGCUGCGCUUCUACUUCAUGGGCGUCUGCUCCGGCCAGCCCAGCUUCGUCUUCAGCGUCAGCAGGGGAAUAUACAGCUGCAUUCAUGGGGUCCAAAUCGAAGAGAAGAGCAGCUCUGCAUUGAACUCCCCGUCAGCCACCAUGAACAACACCCAUUCAAACAUUAUGCGCCUCCUACGCACUGCCAAGAACAUGGCCUCCCUGUCAGGAGUAAACGGCUCACCACACAGCGCUCUGGACUUCAUCCGUCGAGACUCUUCUGUUUAUGACAUCUCUGAGCAUCGCCGCAGCUUGGCAGGCCAUUCUGACUGCAAACCUCCAUACAUGCCAGAAGACAACAUGUUUAGUGACUACAUCAGUGAGGUGGAGAGGACGUUUGGCAACAUCCAUCUCAAGGACAGUAAUUUGUACCAGGAUCACUAUCUACACCAUCAUGGCUCAACCCCAGGGCUCAGUGGCCCUCCCCCCAACAGACCCCACAGUUUGGGCAGUGCUAGCUCUCUGGAGGGUGGCAUGUUUGACUGUGACAGCCUCGGUGGGGGGGUGGCACCUAUCUUUACCACCCAGCCCUGCUCAGCACUGACCCACAGGAACAUGAGCAAGUUUGACCUGCUGUCCGGACAGACUCCUCCCUCAGGCCAGAGCUUCAAGGGAGGUCUGCCUGACAUCUACGGGAAGUUCUCCUUCAAAGGUGGUGCUUCGAGUUCCACUUUCAUUCCUGGACAUAGCUACUGUGGGGUGAGAGGAGAUGAUGAGGGAAAUAUACGUUCAGAUGUUUCAGACAUUUCCACACACACUGUAACAUACGGGAACCUGGAGGGUAAUGCCAAGAAGCGCAAACAGUACCGCGACAGCUUAAAAAAGAGGCCGGCCUCUGCAAAGUCCAGACGGGAACUGGACGAAAUUGAGCUGGGCUAUAGGAGGAAACCCUACCACAUCAGCCACCACCACUACCACAGCCAGCGCUCUGCUUCCCCCCCUCUGUUGCCCUCUGAACGCAAGCGAGGGGGUGUUGGAGGAAACAACAAUGGGAACUCUUAUCUCUUCAGGGAAAAGGAGAGUGUAAGGGACUUUUACCUGGACCAGUUUCGACCCAAAGAGGGUGUCCCUCAAUGGGAACAUGUAGACUUGACAGAGGGCCCUGGAAACAGAGAUGGAGUGCCAACCUGCACCUCCUUGGUACCAGUUGAAGACUUUCUUAAAAGCAAACCUAAAAAGUCUGAUUCAAAGGGCGGAGCAGGCUCUGGUUUGGCAGGGGGAGAAUGGGAGUGCAGGAACUGUCGAGCUAGUGGGGGAAAGCAGAUGUCCAUUCAUGGAGGAGGUGGUGGGUAUUCAAGUGGUAUGGGCUGUGGGUCCUCAGCAGGUAGCAGCCGCCCUAGCUCUGCAACCUGCAUGCGCUGUGAAGGUUGUAAAAAGACAGGAAACCUCUACGAUAUUAGCGAGGAUAAUAACCACCCCUUGGAACAAAUGGGGGGAGGAAAAGGUGGGGGAGGAGUGGGUGGUAUGGCCGCAGGCCCUCAGGUUCAAUCUCAGGCCCAGCAGAGGCGAAAGAGUGGAGGAUUUGGGAAGCAACUAAGGCGGCAGCAUUCGUACGACACGUUUGUUGACCUUCAGAAAGAAGAAUCCGGUGGCAUGGGAAGUUUGAUGGGAGGUUUAGGGGGAGGCAUCGGUGGAGCUGGCAUGGGAGGAAUGGUGCCCCCACCGAGGAGUGUUAGUUUGAAGGAGAAAGAACGCUACAUGGAAGAUAACAGCCCCUUUGCACACAUAUUUGAACGUCAUGGGGGCUCAGAGAGAGAAAGAGAUAGGGACAGAGACCCACUGUUUUAUGGAGGUGAGAGUCAGAAAGGUUCUGGGUCGCCAUUUGGCCUAUUCAGAGGUGAUGAGGGCCUCCACCGCCGCUCCAUCGGAGAGAGAGACAUGAGAGACAGAUCGUUGAUGGAAAGUGGAGGUGGGGCAGCAUUCUCUUUAUCCAAAUCCCUUUACCCUGAUCGGGUAAACCAAAACCCCUUUAUACCCACCUUCGGCGAUGACCAGUGUCUGAUGCACGGAGCCAAACAAUAUUACCUGACAAAGCAACAGCAGCAGCAACAAGUUGCCCCAAACAGCAGAAGUGAAUUCAGGAGUCAGUUGAGCGCAACAUCAUAUGUGCCAGCAUCUGCCACAUCCGGGGUGAUGUCCAACGUGUCGCCAAGAUUCCCAAAAGAGCUGGGCCUUGGUGGGAUGAAUCAUCAUGGGUCCAUGUUGGCGGUCGGACCCCCACGUCCCUUCAAUGGAAGCAAUGGCCAUGUGUACGAGAAACUUUCCAGCAUUGAGUCUGACGUGUAAAAGAUAAAGGUAUAGAAAGAGGAGAGCAAAAGAGGUUCAAAGUGUUAGAUCAGGGCUAUUUCUUAAAACACAAAGCAGACACAAAGCAGCCCAAGUUAAUGGGGACACAAACAGAUGAUUAAAAGAGGGCUCAAAUGAGUGAUAGAGACAAAAAAGGUUGAGACUGUUGUAAAAGAAACAAAGAUUGAAAAUAUGGAUAAGAAAUCAGGACAUCCUGAGGGGGUUAAGGAUGCUAAACCUCUCUUGAAAAUGGCCAAAGCUACUCAACUUUUACAUCCAUACACAAUCAAUCAACAUUGUUCUUAAUCUUACAAAACCCCUCAACCUCAGCAAGUCAAAUCAUCUCACUCACCAGUGUGCUAGAAAUCACUGUGCUCGGUUGGUUUCAUAAUGAAGCAACAGUUUGUUUUAUUUGCAAGGGCCACAGUUUGAGGGCUCCUGUCGUGUGCUCUUGAGGAACCACAGGAAGAGUGGGAAUGGGGGCAAACCGCCCAUCUGCCUCUCUGACAAUUCAGAAAUUAGACAUUGUCACAUUUGCAUGUGCCACAAAACAGCCUGGUCUGGACAUCUCUUCUCUCCCUGCACCCCGGUCCACUCCUCUUCUUCUCUGCCCCCGCUUUUUCUCAUCAUCCCCGACACCUAAAGAGCUGUUUGCUUAUGAGAAAUACAAUCAUGAAUGAUAAUAAGAUAUUCUUAUAGAAAAACAGGGUAUAAGAACAACAAUAACAUUGUGAAUAACAAAGACUGCUGUUUAUGGUAACUCUGCUUGUGAGACCACAAAUUUUGUUUUGUAUUCUGUUGGUAUAGUAUUUGACUAUUCUCUAAGUAUCUGUAGUAGUGUUCCUGUUCCAUCUGCUCCUGGUGGUGCCAGGAAGGUUGUUCUUGGUUCGGCAAACAAGCCAGAAAGACUGAGUCUUUUAUUCCUGUUUGCAUUCUGUUUUCUGUAGAAUAUUUUACUCCAUGACCAUUUGUGUAUCUGAUCUAGGAUUUCAAAGACACAUUUGGUGCUGGGAGAUUGUUGAUGUUUUAAGACAUUACUAAUAAUCAAGCACGCACAUACUUCAAAACACACCUGUUUUUUUUGUCAGUUUGAACUUGCGUUACUGUGAAGAACAACGUUUUCAACAGAAGCUACUGAGAGGAAGGACGUGCCUUAAAGGUCUCCAGUGGAAGUGUCCUCCAGUUGACAUGCAACUACACCAGGACGGACCAGUGCUCGUUCAAGCUGCUCUGUUAUGUGACGAACACAUGAGCCAAACCUGCUGUAGAAAUUUGACAGCAGGCUGCUGAUAAUGAUGGUUUCCAUACAAGACACAGUCCAAGAUCUUUUAUAUCUUCGUGAAAAUAUUUCAUAUUUUAGGUAUGGGCGGUGUUUUAUGAUCCAGUGAAUCAGGAUGUUCCACUGUUACUCAUAAGCUGUCUCAGAUCACAGCAAUCUAAGCCUAUAGACCACCUGUUUUCUUCAACCUCUCACCUGGUUCUUGCUAGCAUUACUUUACAUCACACAAACAGUCUGGGAGGCUCCCAGAAAAAUCUUUGUUUUGACUUUGUGUAAAACUAAUAUUAUGCAGUCACUUGUGUAGGAGAACUACUACAACAAAGUUGUAGGAGAAGCUGAUGAAAGGCAGAGUUAAGGAACUGGCUAGGCAUCGUGAAGGUGGCUAUCUUGUGAAAGAUUGUUUUUUCUUUUUCACUUGGGUUGUUGUAGAUAGUCUUUUUAUCUAAGGAGGCCUCAUUUAUUGCACAGGACAUUUUACUCAGUGUAGGUUCAGGCACUCAGUAGACAUGCCUUAUUGUUCCCCUCCCCCAAGUUGUAUGAUGAUGACUUUUCAUGUACAGACUACAGUUAUUUCAAGGUUUGAUCUAUGACUGGUUGGUGUCACAAGUUCAAGGGCUGAGGAAGAUCAUGCAGGAGUACUGGACACAGAGAAGACCUAUUGGACUGUGUGGAAUUUGAUGUUAGUAAUUAUAUCACAUCCCAAUAUAAAAGCACUUAUGGAAUAGGUUGAUAGGCUAUGUGUGUUUGUGUUUUUGAAGAAAGGCAGACCAUUAUUCAACAAUAAGUGCUUUCUCCAAUCACGCUUUUAAAUAUUCAUUACUUCAACAGCCUGUACUCUCUAACUCCUCGGAUAACAGUGAAACUGAUCGAGUUAGCCUUAAAUCAGAUGCCCCUACACCCACCCACACACACACACCCCAAGAUACCCCUAAUAAAUAACUUGGGAUCUCUGGAAUUUUUAUACACAUUUUGAAAGUUCAGGUGAAAUAUAAUCAGCAAGAAGGAAUAAAGGUUUGACACAGAAAUAAAUGGCUAGUUUGGAUUUUUGAAGUGAGGUUCUGUAAAGUUGUCAAGAGUAGUUCCCUUGCCUGUAAUAGAAAGAUGUAUUAUUGCAGUGAGUUUAAAGAAAAGUGAAUAAAUCCUUAUACCUCUAUCACAUUAUUAUGUAUCUACCUUGCGUUUUAACAUCACCUUCCUAUAGAUUUGACACCGUACCAAUCAAAAUUUCAUCACCAGCCAGGCCAGGUUGCCAUGUUUUUUUUCCCAUGCCAAAAAACUUAAUGGCAGCUCUGAGCUCUGAGAUACCAUACAGGUCCUUCUCAAAAUAUUAGCAUAUUGUGAUAAAGUUUAUUAUUUUCCAUUAUGUAAUGAUGAAAAUUUAACAUUCAUAUAUUUUAGAUUCAUUGCACACUAACUGAAAUAUUUCA